Molecule: messenger RNA, 1224 nt
Organism: Mixia osmundae IAM 14324
Lineage: Eukaryota; Fungi; Basidiomycota; Mixiomycetes; Mixiales; Mixiaceae
Exons: 2
Coding region: 1-1224 (407 amino acids)
Biological process (GO): base-excision repair, AP site formation; DNA alkylation repair; base-excision repair
Cellular component (GO): protein-DNA complex; nucleus
Molecular function (GO): alkylated DNA binding; DNA-3-methyladenine glycosylase activity; DNA-7-methylguanine glycosylase activity
Source: RefSeq, a predicted model, not a curated record
AUGGUCCUGCUGCGUAGUUCGACGAUAGAAGCAGUCGCUAGCCUGUCGACCGCACGACCUCGGCUGCCCAAGAGAGCUUCUAGCCAAGAUGGAGCGGCCAGCAAGAGGGCAGCCAAGAAAGCGUCUACAUCCACCGAGAAAGCCCGUCAGACUGCACUCAACGCCGCCCUCCUCCCACUCCCUCAGGGGACGACUCACGACAGCGAUUCUGCUCAGACAAUCGCUCGAGAACCGCUCAGUUUCUCUUACUCUGCCGCUCGGGAGCACCUCAUCGCUGCAGAUCCUCGCUUUGGUCAUCUCAUGGACAGCCUGCCUUGCAAACCGUUUGAGAUGCCCGAGGAGACCGUGUCGCCCUUCAGAUCGCUCUGCUCGAGCAUCCUCGGCCAACAGAUCAGCUGGUUAGCCGCAAGAUCGAUCAAGUAUAGGUUCAUACGACUCUGGUUCCCUGACCUGCCGGAGAAGCCAGACUAUAGCAUCGUCGAGCCCUUUCCGACACCUUUCCAGGUGGCCAGCGCCAGUGUACAGCACCUGCGUUCGGCCGGUCUGUCCCAAAGGAAAGCAGAAUACAUACAAGAUCUCGCAUCAAAGUUUGUCGAGGGCUGGCUGGACGCAAAGGCGAUGCUCAAAAUGUCAGACGAAGAGGUCAUGGAGCAUCUCAUUAAGGUCAGAGGAAUCGGCCGAUGGACCGUCGAGAUGGCUCUCAUCUUUGUCUUUCUGCGUCCCGACAUCAUGCCGUCUGGCGAUUUGGGAGUACAAAAGGCUAUGCUGACUUGGUUCACCCAAGCCAACCCUCACAUCAAAGCGCGCAAGAUCGAACAGAUCAAGCCAGAAACAGUCAAAGAGGAAAUAGAGGUCCCACUCACACUUGCAACCACUCUGCUCACGCCGCCUGCCACACCCAGCACGUCAUCACAAGGCACGAUGCCAGACUUUGCAUUGCCUCGCACGCCAGACACAAAGCCUAACAUCAAAAUUGAGGAUUUCCAGCUUCAUACUCCCCUUUCGCCUGCUGUCGAGCGCAGGUACGAGCUGCCGCCCUUGCCGCCGUCAAAGACCAUUGCUUCACGCGCGGUCUUGCAAGCCCGCUUCAACAAGAAGCUCAAGGGCAACAUCUACCUCUCGCCAGAGGAGAUGGAAGAGCUCAGUCAGUCCUGGCGACCGUACCGCUCCAUCGCCGUCUGGUAUCUCUGGUCGCUAUCAGAUGGCGAGAACUCGUCCGUCUAG